UCCUCUUUUCACUUUGCUCAAGAGGAGGGGGAGAAAAUUUGAGCUGGAGCAUCAUUCAAAGGUAAUUCAUUUCCACCUUUUGUCUUACAGCCUCUGAGAUCUGGGACAGCAAAAGCCAAUAUAUUUCUCAUUUUAGGAUCAGUUUCUUUCACUGGCAUCGCUACGUAGCUUAGAUACAGUCUAAAGAUGAGCAACGAGGAGGUGACUUACUCGACCCUGAGAUUUCUUCAGUCUCCUUCAAAGGCACAGAGUAGACUAGGACCUCAUGCAACUGAAAGGCCUAGAAAAGCUGAUGACAAAGGAUUUGCGGGGCCCUGGCAUCUCAUUGCAGCAGCUCUUGGGAUCCUUUGCUUACUUCUGUUGACGGCAGUUGUAGUAUUGGUGAUAAAGAUUUUUCAGGAAAAAAAUGAAAAGGAAAAAAUUGCAGAAGACCUCAGGCAAGCACACAUUACACAAAAUAACAGCUCUUUAAAGGAACUUUUGACAAAUAGGACUUUAGAAUAUGACAUUGUUAAAAAUAAAUUGGAUCAGACAAUUAAACAAUGUCAUGGGAAGGAGAAAACCGCUGCGAAACCUUUGCGAGUUACAGGCAAAACUUGUGAGGGGUACUUGACCUGCUAUGGAGUAAAGUGUUAUUAUAUUAUCAUGGACAAUAAAACCUGGGAGAAAUGUAAGCAGACUUGUCAAAAACAUGGAUUAUCCCUUUUAAAGAUAGAUGAUAAAGAUGAACUGGCCUUCCUUCGACCCCUGCUUGGUCCAAAUCAGUGCUGGAUCGGGCUAUUUUUUGACCCAGGGGAAAACAGAUGGAUAUGGAUGGGGAAUGGCACGUCUGGAAUGUGA
Chinchilla lanigera (long-tailed chinchilla) is the source of this 840-nucleotide messenger RNA. Its product is annotated as T-cell surface glycoprotein YE1/48-like. The coding region runs from base 187 to 840 and encodes 217 amino acids. The transcript is spliced from 6 exons. The record is from RefSeq and is a predicted model, not a curated record. Lineage: Eukaryota; Metazoa; Chordata; Mammalia; Rodentia; Chinchillidae.